UCGGCAAUUUUCGCGUCAUGUGUUUAUAUUGCAUAGAGUUGAGUUCUAUUGAAUGUAAAUAAAAAAUGUCGAUCUGAAAGGAACGAAAACCAAAAUCCCCUCCCAGUGGUGUUUUCAAUGCGCUGGCAUUGUAGUGCACAAAAACACGAUGAGUGCUUCCGAGGGCCACUGGGAACCCCUAGCCGAGAUUUACAUGUCGCAUCCACUGGUGAAGGAUAAGAAAAAGAGCAUUUACUGCUUGUGCAGUCGUGUAUUCAUCAAAAACUACUACGAUGUUUACGUGUCCACCUUGGAACGUGGUGAUUCGGUGCCCUUGAUUCCAUCGAUGGAUCCAGUAGCGCAAACAGAACAGUCCAAUUCCCCGAUAGUAGUGAAGACGUUAGAAACUAAGGGUGCAGUAGAUAACUCGAACGAAACUGUACAAUAUUUAGCCGGUGGUGCUUCUGAUGAGCUCUUGGAUGUGCUGGACCGAGCAGAGGUCGACGAUGUGUUUAUCGAGGAACCUUUAGUAAAGCAACUAAGCUUUGGUCGUGAUGGUGUGCGAAAAAUGCCUUCCAAAUGGGGUGACCGUGAUGCGGGAACAACUAGUGACGCCAGCUGUUACUUCAGUGCCAGUGCCAGUCACUCCGAUACCAACUACUGCAGUACGGACGAGCACGAACAUGUGCUUUAUGCGCCUGGAGGUGGAUCGCAAAGCGUUACGACCAGCUUAACGACGGGCAACUCAACCGUGAGAAGUAUCGUAACAUCCGGACUGCACUCCAGCGACAGUGGUGCUGACCUGUCUGAACGAAUUCACGAACGGAAGCUAUCGCUCAAAGAUGAGCUGCUUGAAAGCGGUCGAACUAACACCGAUGACAAUGCACACGGUUCAGGGUGUGCCGGAGCUAUGACAUCCGUUGCAUCAAUGGAACGGAAUAACAGUCUUCCAGAGGCAUUCGGACGGGAAGAUUUACACGAUGCAUGGGAAACGUACUGGAGUAAGCAUGGCGAAGCAAUAAUAUGGGCGUCUUGGAUUGAAAAGUACAGCGACUAUAUCAAUCCAGAGUACUUAGAACCGGGAGAUACUGGCCAGGCCACUGGUACCAAUACGCCCCAUGACAAAAGUGAAGCUACUCCGGGAACUGCGACGGAGGUGGAUAAAGACUUUUCGUUCGAUAACGAUGCAAUAACGGCAACCAGUAUGGAAAUAGUGGUGUCAGCCUGUUCGCCCCAUCCCUACACAAAAUCAACUUACCAAAUGGCACAUUGGCCAUUGCCCUUCGGUGAAGGCGCAGCGGGCAGCAGCGGCGGCGGUGGUAGUGGUGGUGUAGAUGACGUUCUUUGGUGUGCCCACCGUUCAGGUAGCUGCGAAAACGAAGCUCUCCUAAGUCCACGGUGUGAUUCGGUCACAUCGAGCAUACCACUUACCGUAGGCACUACGGAUUCCAUGACCAACGUCACGCGAAUGACAAUUUCAAGUUACGAUUUUUGUAGCUCGAAGGUUAGCUCGGAAAGCUCAAACCUUUCGGCAAGUCUUAGUUCGGAGAUUUCAAACGAAAGCUCGAACAGUUCCGAUAUGCUCGAAACGGAAUAUCUGGUCGGUGCGAAUCAAGCGGCCGGAGCACCGAUACCACCGGACGAAGAGGCCGCGAUGGAUGGUGAGCAAUAUUGGCAAAUAUUGUGGCAACAACACUUCCAAGAGCUGUACGCCAAACAGUACCAUCAUUUCAUGGCGGAAAACGCACAAGACGAGCAGACAGCGGGUUGCGGUGAGCGAAGCACAAACUCCAGGUACCAUAAACGAAAGCGCCACAGCAAUAAUGGGGCCAGUGGUGGUGAUACCCGUUCCUAUCAGUUCCACCAGUCGGAACUGCUGCUGCCGGAAAUGGUAGCGGAAAUGCGUUUGUCGCAAGCCGAAGAAACGACGGAGCCUAAGGAUGGAAACGACGACACACGCAACAAGGACACCAAGGAUGCAAAAACGGCGGAAUCGAUCGAAGAUCUAUCGACAGAGCUGCAAUCGUACGGUUUACCAACGGCAUUCGGUAAACCAUCCCAAACACCGUCAGGCGACGGAGGUGAAGACAGACCACCGAACGAAAAACCUAUCAAUCUGAAACGCAGUCACGAGAGUGACAAUGAGGAAACACCUAAAGAACGCUUGAAGGCUGCGUUUGAGCUGAUGGGAUACUGCUUCUCAGAUCCAGCAAAUGAGACAGAAUCAAUCAUAAACUUGUCCGGCGAGGUAGUGUACCGGAAGAAGCACAUUCGGCUGCACAAUCGUGUGCUGAAAAUGAAACAUCAUAAGCCGAAGCAUACAUACUUCGAUGACGAUGGGAACGAACUACAGAUGACUAGCGGCAUCGACAAGACCGAUUCGGCGGGCCCGGAAGCACUGCUCCUUCACACCUCUUCCGACGACGAUGAAACUAAUCCGGGAACAGUGGGCAGAGCAAGUGUACGAUCGAGCACGAUCCUAGAGUACAACCAAGUGCCGGUUGCUAUCGGAAAGGAAGGUGUGGAUUUGCUUGACGGUGGUGAUGGACAAGAAACGACGGUGGUGGAUACCCCGGCAGCUGGUUCCAGCGAAAGUGGAUGCGCCGUGUCAACUAGCACGAAAAAAGAGAAGAAGAAGAAGCGCAAAACCAAAUUCGUGGCCAGCCUUCCGGCCGAUAUUGCCAACGAUCGAUCACUGCUGAAGUACUGGUAUAAGCGGUUCUCUCUAUUUUCGCUUUUUGAUUCGGGUAUUCGACUUGAUCGGGAAUCAUGGUUUUCGGUCACACCGGAAAAGGUGGCAGCACAUACGGCCGAACGGUGCCGUUCCGAUUUAAUCAUCGACGCAUUCUGUGGGUGCGGGGGCAAUGCGAUACAGUUUGCUUUUAGCUGUCAAAAGGUGAUCGCGAUCGAUAUAGACCCUCGUAAGAUUGAAAUGGCCAAACACAACGCCUCGGUAUAUGGUGUGGCAGAUCGUAUAGAGUUCAUCGUUGGAGACUUUAUGCAGCUGGCCGAUCGAAUGCAGGCGGAUGUAGUGUUCCUAUCGCCCCCGUGGGGUGGUCCAGGAUAUCUGAAGGAAGAAGUGUACGAUCUGGAGCAGUCGUUGCUACCCGUACCGGCCACGCAGCUGAUGCAAGCUGCCCAACGUGUGAGUAAAAGCAUCGCUCUGUACUUACCGCGCAACUCGAACACGCAGCAACUGACAAUGCUGGCUGGACCUAAUGGGGCCGUUGAAAUCGAACAGAACUUCCUCGACCGUAAACUAAUCGCACUGACCGCAUACUAUGGAGAUUUGAUCAACGAAUAGACGGAUUACCGUCGGUUACCCUUCCGGCAUUUGCAUUUGUUUACGUAUGGAAUGGGCCACAAACACCAAGCGCAACACCGACCGUAAGAAAGAGCAUUAAAAAGCACAGAUGCGUAAUAUAUGACUGCAUUCCGCCAUUUUUAAAACAAGCUACUGUUAAUGAUUAAUUUUGAGACGCAACACGAAAAACAAAGUCCCAGUACCCAGGCAACGCACAAAGGCGGACAUUAUUUUCGCUAAAUAGUAAUGCAGAAAUCGUUCGGUUCCGGAAUAACCUGAUGGCAAUUUAAAGUAGUGUUGUGACACAAUAUAAUAGCGUCGAUGUAACUGAAGAUGAUAAUUUUGUUUAACACCAAACGUUCAAUAUGCUACACUGUGGCGACGAACUGUGUAGAUCGGUUUGUUGUCGGCUAAGAGAUGUUCUAUAUUGCUGCGAUCUUCGUAUCCUGUUUGCGAUGUCGCACAUGCCUAGCCUAUUUUCAUUAGGACAAUCUUAAGUGUGUAGGUAUUUGACGAACCGCUAAAAUGUGUUAGAACGCGUUUUUAGAUGGAUUGUGUUUGCUUCCGUUAGGACGAAUAGUAAGGUUUAGACGUUUGUGUUCGUGUUUAAAUUUUCCUUCAAUCGUUAGGAAACAAUAGUUUUUAAAACCAAUUUACUUUUCGGUGUGUUGAUCAUGGAAAUAAGAUUUUGUAAGUGUAAGAAAUGAGCGCUAAAGGUAAUUAAUUAACACUAUAAAUUAAAAUGAGCAAAACUAGAGGAACUUAAAGAAAUUUAUCAUAAACGAUAAUAAAAUAUAAUUAAUUUCAA
Messenger RNA from Anopheles funestus (African malaria mosquito), 4091 nucleotides. It is a transcript of the gene Tgs1, whose product is annotated as trimethylguanosine synthase. NCBI's taxonomy places the organism in Eukaryota, Metazoa, Arthropoda, Insecta, Diptera, Culicidae. The record is from RefSeq and is a predicted model, not a curated record. Gene Ontology annotation, cellular component: nucleus. The transcript is spliced from 2 exons. Gene Ontology annotation, molecular function: RNA cap trimethylguanosine synthase activity. Gene Ontology annotation, biological process: 7-methylguanosine RNA capping; 7-methylguanosine cap hypermethylation. The coding region runs from base 149 to 3283 and encodes 1044 amino acids.